AGUAACGAGAACCGCUGGAUCUGCGGGGUUAUUUUAGCGUGCUCUCUUGUUUUGCAUAUCUCAACUCAAUUCAGGAUUUCUUCAUAUUUUCGUAUAAGAUAAGGCUUCAGUGACGUGUAAUGGAUGAAAAGCGCAGAGCAUCCUGUCAGUAUGGAUCCCUGGAAUACACGAAAUGGAAAACAGAUGUGGACCAAACAGAGGCAGAUGUGGUCUCAAUGGCGGACUCUACUAUCACAGUGGGGGACAUUGAGGGGGAACUCUGUAAGAUUGAACGGAUCAGAGACAUUUUGGUCAGGAGGGAAUCUGAGCUCAGAUAUAUGAUGGAUGACAUCCAGUUAUGUAAAGAAAUUACAAGACUGAAGAAAGAGCUUCAAAAGCUUCUGUCUAUCCCAGAUAAUGACAAGUCUAAUGAAGAUAAACAGAAAGAGGAAGAGCUUCUGAAACAGAUUCAUAAAUUAGUGGAGGCCAGAGACUUCCUGGUAGAUGACGUGGAGUUUGAGCGCCUCAGGGAACGGGAGGAAGACAAAGAGAUGGCUGAGUUUCUUAAGUCCAAAUUACCAAAAAGCUCUCAAUCCAAGAAUGUUGCUCACAGUGGGAGGAGACCCCCCAGAGCCCAGCAGAACACCACUCCCUUUGUAACCAAGACUGGCCUCACUUUACUGAAAGAGUGCUGUGGAUUCACCUGCUCUAUAAUGUAAAAGACAUACUUUUGGCAGUGGCAGCAGGAAAACAAUGCGAUUCUGGAGCCUUGGAUGAGGGUGACCUUUUAAUGACACCAGGAGACUCGAAGAACAUGGCGUGAACCAACACUAGAGGUUUAUUGAAAGACAAAGCUACAGAGUAUUCUGUUAAAGAAUAGCUGUCUAUGCGUUUCUCUUAUAUUCUUUCGCUCCUAUUUGCUAGCUUUCUACCUAACUUCUUUUUUCUGUCAAAAAUUGUUUCACUGUGUUACAAAGAACAUUUUGUGCCCUCUCCAGGGUCCUGCUGUCAGCAGCUCAGCUGGUUUUCUGUCAUUCCCUACCCUUAUCUUUUCCCUCAUGAGACAUCGCUACAGCACUGCGGUACCUGUGACUUCAUCAUCCAUAAAUGCUCAAGUUUCAGUAGAGAUUCCAUUUCGACUGCUGUUUCGUACCAGUGGCGUAUCUGUGGCGACAUUUCUAGUAAAAUAUCCACUUUCAAAGUGAAAUAUCCAGUGAGUGGUGCUAAAAUCGUGGUCAGUUUUAUCUGAAAAAGAUGAACGUGAAUCUAGCAAUGUUUUAUUAUGUUGGUUGUAUGUAUUGCUGCAAAUGUCUAGAAAAUGGCACUAAAAGGUUAAUGUAGCACCUACACUAAACCCUACCCUUAAACCUAACUGAUAGUGUUAACAAAAGCAGACGUGACAUAAAAAUGCAUUUACUGAAGCAAUGUAUUUCCAGUGUAUAUAGAGGCAUGUACAGUAUUUCCAAAGAGCCUAGGUUGUACAGUGUCUCAAUGGCUAAUGAAAUGAUCAUGCCACAAGUUGAACAAUUAAGCUAAAUUAGUUCUUUUAUUAUGUUACAACAAUUUCCAUAAUUGACAAUAUAACAAUCUCAGCAAAAAUGUUCACAGGAGCGCAAGCACACACACACACACACACACACACACACACACACACACACACACACACACACAAAUGAAUUAAAUGAAGAACAUUUCAUUGGGGUGAACAUCAUCUGAUAAGAGUCACACACCAGGAGCCUGUCCUAUCCACAGCUUGAAGUCCAGCAUGUCUCACAGCGCCAAAGCACUUGUUUAUGUUCUCUGGUGAAGUGCUUUCAACAAUGUCAAGGGCUCUUCUCUGUGGAGACAAGGUUCCAUAGCAACCAGCGCAUAGAACAAUUCGUCUUUAGUCGCUUUAGUGGCUGUUUAGUAGCUAAAAAUGUAGUUAAUCAUGAUUGAAUUCACACACACCUGCAGAGCGUAUUUGUAGAUGGUAAUGGAAAAGAGCAACAGGCCAUUAUGACCAGGUGAAUCCAAGAAUAAUGAUAAACAUUUUGGAUUUUGUUUGCAUUAGAGCAGGACUGUACCAAAACUUAUCAAUAAUUCAGCUAAUCAGCACUGACCCCGCAUUUAAUUAUGCUUAUCUAUUUAUUCACUUUAUGUUGCAGGAUUAAUUACGGUAUUAAUAAGCAUCAAGAGGCAUUGCUUUAAGGAGCCUUUUAAUUAGUAUGUUAGACUGCUGUGGCCCACAAUUCUCAGCGGUGAGCUUUGUGAGUGGAAACCCCUGUUGACUGUGGUCUUAAUGAGUCUUUAUCGCUAGUUAAAGGUCAGUCCUGUCACUCAUACACUAAUCGCCUGACUGCAGUCUGUCUCUUCUGAGUGGACUGCUCACAUCUGCUCUUUAAUAUGUCAUUUUGUAAUUUUUCCUUUUUUAAAUAUAUUUCUAAAGAGUUUUCAUAGUUAUCAUUUUUACUUUUAUUUCACUUAAACGUUUUUAUCUAAUAUUUAUACUUUAUUUCAAUUUGUUUUAUAAUAGUUUUAGUUAACGAUAACAACACUGGUUGUCAUUUCAGUAAUGUUCCACAAACAACAGAUAUCCAUUUCCAAUGCAACUGUGGCCCAAAGGGAUUUCCCUUUAAAUAUCAUCUGGAAAACAUCUGCUGCCUUUAGUAGCUGGUGACUGGAUGUACAAAACAUAAAGGCUGUCUCUGUAUGACAUGAAGUACUAUAGAACACUGCAGCAGUUAGAGUAACUGUUUCCCCUGAGGUCGUCUCCUUUAUGAAAUGAUAAAACAGUCAGGUUACACUCUGAUGAGUUCUUUCAUAUCACUCCCAUCUCUCUUUUGCUUUUUCUUUGGUUAGACACUGAUGUAGUCCAAGCUCGAAUUAGAUAUAUAUGCUCGAGCUUAGUUAUUCUCAGCACCAGGUUGCAUGUCUUGCUAUGCUAUGCUGUCAGAUUACUUUCGAAGAAACUGGUGGAGCAAAACUGUAAAUAUAUAUAUAUAUAUUUUUUUUUUUUUUGUCUUUAGAAGCUACAGUAAAAUCUCAGGUGUCUUUAUUCAGUAUAUUUAGACUACAAUAGAGCUGCAUGAUUCUGGACAAAUUGAGAAUCACAAUAUUUUUGUUCAAAAUAGAGUUCAUGAUUCUCUCACUAUUCUAAAUAGACAGCUGAACAAAAUAACAUAAUUUACUAGAGGUUAUGAUAAAAUGUUUUUUUUUUUUUUUUUGUUAUCUGUUUGUUUGAAUGAAUGAUUCAAUGACUUGCUCAUAAAGACCUCACUUGUUUCAUUACAGGAUGAAUCAAUGAAUGUCUUGAAUGAAUUAUUGAAUGACAUACUUUUUAACAGUCACUUGUCACUACCUACUGGUGUAAAGAUGUAAUUGAUACAAUCCUUAUUUAAAGCAUCAAGUUUCAUAAGGUGAAUUAAUUAAUUCAUAAGGUGAAUUAAUUAAUUCUAAUUUGAUCGCUACCAGACAGUGUUUUUUAUCCAAUCUAUAAACAUUUAUCCCUGUGCUUUUUUGAUAAUUUGAACUAUUGUAACACAGAAAUAGUGAUACUGUGUGGUUGAAAAGACUGUGAAGUUGUUUCACACCUAUACAUGACAUCUGCUCUGUCUGGCUCAGCAGCAGUGACCAACGCAGAUUUAAAUGUUCCCCUGUGAUUUUAUCGAAGAUUUAAUAGAAAUAGCCAAAUCAUUGUCAUUUAGGAAAAAGAUCGGCAUGUGUGUUUGGAUCAAGACUGCAAAAUCUUUUAACGAUUAUUCACGCAGCUCUACAUUACAGCUACCAACAUGAUUAUGAUUAUUCAGUAUUAUUCAGUAUUUACAUAAUUUGCUAAAUCACAACAUACAUUGAUGUAUUAAUGAUGAAUAAUGAAUAAGCUGAUGGCAUUAAUACUGCACAUUGUCACUGUAGUAGGCUAUAGUACCAUAGUCAUUGUCUUGGCACAUUCACUCUCUAAAUUUCAUGCCAAUGAAUUUUUAAUUGCUUGAAUUUUGUUUCUUUGUUUAUUUAUUUAUUAUUUCUUUAAGUAUUCCUUUGUUGGCUUGUCUUCCUUUUUCUAUUAUUUUUUCACAUUUGAAUAAAAAAUUUCGCUGCCAUGGUACUUAUUUAUUUAUUAUUUUGGCAGCUUCGGCAUUUCAUACUGUUGUGCUUGUUUAUUUUAGUUUUUUUUCUCAUGUUGUUAUGGGUCUAUUAUAUUUUUACCACACAAAUCAUUUAUGCUUAUAUGACUGUCAGUUGCUUGAGGAAAAACAAUUAAAUAUGUCAUUGUUCUAAGAUAAAAAACUGUAUUGUAUUACUGUAAAUACAGAUUAUUAUAUCAAAUCAUGAACUCUAAAUGGUCUACUUUUUAGAUGUUCCAACUGAUUGUCUUUUUUCACUUAGAUCACACUGGUUAUGGUUUUUGCAUUUUAGUUAUAUAAGAUGUCUGAUCUUUGCACAGGACAGGCUACGCUCUGAUAAAUCCAUCCCCUACCAUGAAAUAUGCAUGCUAAUGACCCAAGGGUGUCUGUCUCCCUAAUUAAUGACACCAGCACGUCCGUCAGUCUUAUUCACUUACACUAUGCUGUUUGUGAAAUCUCUUUUUAAGUCCUUGAGAGAUUUUUCACUUCAUAUUCUAUUCACAGAUCUAUACAAACCCACCUGGACCAGUCAGCUGUAUCCACCACAUUUCCCCAUUGUGAAGCAGAACAGUGGUUAAUCUGUAAAAUCUGUAUACAUAUGUUCAAAUAAAGGAGUUUCUAUUCAACUUCA
Molecule: messenger RNA, 4713 nt
Organism: Ctenopharyngodon idella (grass carp)
Lineage: Eukaryota; Metazoa; Chordata; Actinopteri; Cypriniformes; Xenocyprididae
Gene: pik3r6a
Product: phosphoinositide-3-kinase, regulatory subunit 6a
Exons: 6
Coding region: 120-698 (192 amino acids)
Source: RefSeq, a predicted model, not a curated record